Molecule: messenger RNA, 3310 nt
Organism: Tachysurus vachellii
Lineage: Eukaryota; Metazoa; Chordata; Actinopteri; Siluriformes; Bagridae
Gene: acvr1l
Product: activin A receptor, type 1 like
Exons: 11
Coding region: 201-1718 (505 amino acids)
Biological process (GO): heart development; transforming growth factor beta receptor signaling pathway; protein phosphorylation
Cellular component (GO): plasma membrane; BMP receptor complex
Molecular function (GO): SMAD binding; transforming growth factor beta receptor activity, type I; ATP binding
Source: RefSeq, a predicted model, not a curated record
CGCUAAUGGGGAACUUGUCGUUCCGCGAGUGACCAGUAGGGGGAAGCAUGCACUCUGCUUCACACCGGGUGGGUGUCGCUCCAUCUGCUGUGUUUGACAACAGCCAAGAAGAUGUCUGCUCUGGAGAGAUGACUUAAUGUGCAAGGGUUUAAAGACCGUGUUUACAAUCACGUCAGGGUUUGUACAAUGCAGUGAACCAGAUGGGUCAUCGCUGCACCCGAGUCCUGUUCCUCGCGCUGCUCCAGGCGUUGCAGACCUUAGCCGAAGAUGGCUCCAUCCAGUGUGUGUGCAUGGGCAGGGACUGCAUGGCCCAGCAGUGUAAAGGUGAUCAGUGCUACUCUUCCGUGACCGUCAGAGACGGCGUGCGCUCGUUGCACCGCGGCUGCCUGAUUGGCCCCGACAGCAGGAGCUUGACCUGCUUGGCUUCUCCCUCGGCCAGUCACGUGAUAGAAUGCUGCGCUCAACCCAUGUGCAACGCCAACACCUCAGUGGACUCCCUGAUUCAGCUGCUGCUCAGGAAUCCAGAGGGAGAGCCCAUGCAUUACACUGUAGAGACUCUGGUACUGUUGGUCCUGGUCCCUUUAGCCAUAUUGGUGCUGCUCGCCGUGCUGGCCGUGUCCGUAUGCCGGCGUCUGCACCCGCGCCGCCUGGAGCGACUGCACGAGUUUGACACGGAGCAGGGUGCCAUCGAUGGCCUCAUCGCCGCCAACGUGGGCGACAGCACCCUGGCGGACCUGCUGGAUCAUUCCUGCACGUCGGGCAGCGGCUCAGGUCUGCCAUUCCUGGUACAGAGGACAGUCGCGCGCCAGAUCAGUCUGGUGGAGUGUGUCGGGAAAGGACGAUACGGAGAGGUGUGGAGAGGACAGUGGCAGGGAGAGAACGUAGCUGUGAAAAUUUUCUCCUCCCGGGAUGAGAAGUCGUGGUUCCGUGAAACAGAAAUCUACAACACUGUUCUGUUACGGCACGAAAAUAUAUUGGGGUUCAUGGCGUCGGACAUGACGUCCCGCAACUCGAGCACGCAGCUGUGGUUGAUCACACACUACCACGAGCACGGCUCGCUGUACGAUUACCUGCAGCGCACCGCCGUGUCCGCGCCUGACGCCCUGAACAUGGCCACCUCGGUGGCCAGCGGGCUGGUGCACCUGCACGCCGAGAUCCUGGGCACAGAGGGCAAGCCGGCCAUCGCCCACCGCGACCUCAAGAGCAAAAACAUCCUGGUGAAGAAGGACAUGCGCUGCUGCAUCGCAGACCUUGGUUUGGCGGUCACUCACACACAAGCAGACAAUCAGCUGGACGUCGGGAACAACCCCAAAGUGGGCACCAAGCGCUACAUGGCCCCCGAGGUGCUGGACGAGACGAUUCAGAUGGACUGCUUUGACGCUUAUAAGAGAGUGGACAUCUGGGCGUUUGGCUUGGUGCUGUGGGAGAUCGCCCGACGCACCUACAGUAACGGGAUCGUGGAGGACUACAAGCCUCCGUUCUACGACCUGGUACCCAACGACCCCAGCUUUGAGGACAUGCGCAAAGUGGUGUGUGUGGAGCAGCAAAGACCUUUCAUCCCCAAUCGCUGGUUUUCUGAUCCGACCCUCUCAGCCCUGGUGAAGCUGAUGAAGGAGUGCUGGUACCAAAACCCUUCAGCCCGACUGACGGCGCUGCGCAUUAAAAAGACUCUGGAUAAAAUCCUCAGCUCGUUAGAGAAGGGAAAACCGGACUACUGAGCCGAGACUUUGGAACAUUGUGUUUUUGUUUUGUUUUGUUUUUCUGAUUUGGGAUCAGCAUCCUCAAGCGUCAGAACCCUUGAAUCUCGUAUCCAGGUUCCCGGAAAGCCGAGUCAAGAGGAAACGCGAGUCGUCGCCCAGGACCGUAUGUAAGCCGAGUUCACUCUCGUCUCGGCUGCACGAUUACCAGGGAGGUGAUCCUAGAUCUGAGAUUGGUGGGGUUCUUUUUUCUUCCCCCCAACAGCAGUGUGAAACAUAACGCUGGAAAUUCUGCAUACUUGAGCAAAUUUUUUUUUAAAAAUUUUUUUAAUUUGCGAGAAGUGGAGCUGUGAUUUAAAGCCACUUCUCCACGCUGUCAGUCGUGGCAUUCGAGGGCAGGCACAUGCCCUCUUUUUGACACCGCCAUAUCGUUUCUUCCGCGUGCCUGCAUGAUAAAAGCCAUUGGAACGCUUGCGCAUCUAGCAGCAGCCUCUCUCUCUCUCUCUCUCUCUCGCUCUCUCUAUCCCUCUAUACCUUGCCUUCGUGCUCUCUUACUCUCAGUUGACAAUCGCACACUGCUCAGUGGUCUCUGCACUAUUAGGCAGCCUCCCCACCCCCACCCCCACCUCCCCAAAUACGACUCUCUCAAAGCUGUGGUGAUGGUUUUUAAAGCAUUAACACUUUUUCUCUCCGCUUUACUCUACCUAUAACCUGAGUGUCCCAGGUUCAGUGUGAAUUUGAGAAUAGUAUGCAGACUGAUGUAAAAACGCCUGUACUCAUAACCGCGCUUCUCACGUGUGCAGUGCCUGUUUUGUUUUUUUUUGUUUUUUUUAAGGAAUAACGUCUCAUAAAGCUCUAGAGUAAAGCACUAACGUUUUAUACCAUGAACUCUCGAUCUCGACUACAGCACUAUAAAUAUCCUGAGCCUGUCUGUUCACUUAAAACCUUGAUACAGCGAAGUGAUUUUUUUUUUUUUCCCCCAUUAGAGCUUUACGUGGCAGUAUUGAGUUAUCAGAUUAACACUAUAACAGACAGAAAGCGUAAAGACGUAGAUCGUAUCGUCGCGCGAAUCAGGACUAUCGCUACACGUCGCAAACCGUGACCGUAUGCUGACGUAACGUAACACUUUUAAAAAUAGGAAUACUAAGAGUAGGAAGUGAAGACACGCGGCUUUGGUUCAUACGGCGUGUUUUCCUCAAGGACGUCUCGAUUCGUCCGUCGACGAAGCACCGAGCCUGGGGUGGGUUCGGGGUGUUGAAUAAUCAGAAAACAAGCCAUCAAUAAAAAAAUGAAAAAAAAAAAAAAACACACAAUUUAUACUUAAAUUGUUCCAAACGAAUAUUUAGCACACUACAUACACUAAGGUGUACACAAACACCCCCCCCCUUUCACCUUCCUUCCACAAUGUUACUAACAGAUAUAUUUUCCAUUAGACAUUUUUUUUUUUACCAAAAGGAUGUGUGAAUACAUCAUGCACAUUUCACCUGCAAGAAAAAAAAAAAAGAUAUAUCCUCCACAAUAAUCAAAAGAAUUCUCUUUAUUGACUAAACGGAAACAGACACAAUCCGGUUUAUUUACAUACAUUACAAUAAAAUCUCAUGCUGGGUUUAAAA